Molecule: messenger RNA, 1591 nt
Organism: Hypoxylon trugodes
Lineage: Eukaryota; Fungi; Ascomycota; Sordariomycetes; Xylariales; Hypoxylaceae
Product: SelR-domain-containing protein
Exons: 2
Coding region: 263-862 (199 amino acids)
Biological process (GO): protein repair; response to oxidative stress
Molecular function (GO): peptide-methionine (R)-S-oxide reductase activity
Source: RefSeq, a predicted model, not a curated record
GUGGAACAGACAGUGGCAAGGAUCGGGUCGAGAAUUGUGGAGACGCAGCUAUCCGAAGACGUCAACGGCUUCAAAUGCAUUUACAUAAGUUACAUAAGAUCUUGUUCGUGCGGUAUAACUUCGCCCGACAAUGAUUCCAAAUAUUCCAAAUCACAUCCCUAUCUUCAUCUGACUUAACAAUAAUUCCAUUCCGAAACUCUUCCAAAUCAUCCAACAUUUAAACCAUAUAUAUAUCUAUCAUACAUUCACUCUUCAAAACCUCAUGAAACUACCUCCAUUCUCCAAUUUACUGCGUACUUUCUAUACCUUUUCCAGUUUCACUCGGACCCGCCCGCUUGCCCACCAAGCAGUAUUACGCCAUCCAAUAACAGUAAAAUCCAUGCCAACUCUCCCCUUUUUUGGUAGUUUAUUUGGUUCGAGCUCCAGUUCAACCAACAAUAUGUCCUUUCCAGAUCAAAGAACGUCCGACGAGUGGCGCGCCGUCUUAUCUAAAGAGCAAUUUAGAAUUCUUAGGGAAAAGGGUACUGAACCCCCGGGCUCCGGAAAGUAUGAUAAGUUCUUUUCCGAGUCUGGAGUUUACACAUGUGCCGGUUGUGAUGCACCCCUCUACAAGGCGAACCACAAGUUUAAGUCUGGCUGUGGGUGGCCAGCAUACUUCGACAGUAUACCCGGUGCUGUCACUAGGCAUGAAGACAGAUCUUACGGCAUGGCAAGAACCGAAAUUGUUUGUUCCAACUGUGGUGGACACCUUGGUCAUGUCUUCAAGGGCGAGGGAUACCCAACGCCGACUGAUGAGAGACACUGCGUUAACAGUGUUAGCUUGAACUUCGCCCCCGAGGAUAAGACCGGGAGCAAGGCUUAGGUUAAAUAUUCGGAUGUAAACAAAAUUAUUUCUACUCAUAUCCGAUGUAUUGCAUGGGCGGUCUAAGGGGGAGGCGAAGAGUGUUGCGGGAAAAGAUAUAGGAGUUUCAUGUUUGUUAUUUCGAAAUUCAAUAUGCGGAAAUUGAAGAGCUUUUCAAUCCCGUAUUCAUUCUCUCAAUAUUCGCGCGAUACCUCAUUUAAACCAGGUUAACUGAUAUCUAGAAGUGCAGUAGUAAUACCAGCCACUGAAUACUUCCGGUUUAUCAAAACCCGGGAGCAGAGGGUCUAUAUCAUCUUCCCCCGUGAAGGUAGACCAAGAAGCCACAUCUGACGAUACCACAGCCAAGCACCCAGGAGAAUCAGAGGGCAUUUUGGGUUUGAGGCUAGGAAGAAGCAGGAUCGAGAGUAGUGUAUUCGAAAUAACAUUGAGUUGGAUAGAUUCCUCGUGGCUUGUAGACGGGGCCGCCUUAACGAUUUCGUAAUUCUGCUUAAAGACACCCGCAUUGAGCACCGCAAUAUCCAAGCGCUGUGAGGUUUUCACACGCUCCGCAAAUGCGACAAUAGAGUCGUAGGAGACAAGAUCCAAGUUCCACACCUCAAUAGCGCUGUCUGGAAGGUGACGGCCGGAUGAUAGUUUGGUGCUUGCUUCUUGACCCUUGAGCUCAUUCCGCACGGCAAGUAUUAGUUUAGAUAGACCCAAGUCGAGCAAUUGACGGGCGCACUCAAAGCC